Molecule: messenger RNA, 1668 nt
Organism: Aspergillus thermomutatus
Lineage: Eukaryota; Fungi; Ascomycota; Eurotiomycetes; Eurotiales; Aspergillaceae
Exons: 1
Coding region: 1-1668 (555 amino acids)
Source: RefSeq, a predicted model, not a curated record
AUGGCGGGCUCCAGCUUCAGUACUGAAAGGAGCUCCGUGCAACUCCGCCGUUCCUCUACCCUAGCACAGGAGUCGUAUGAGGGCACCGCUUUACCACAGGUGACAUCCCACCAAUUGGUAUUGAGCCACCGUCGACCUCCACGCGGCUCCGAGUCUUCCAUUCUAGCGAGCACAUUGCGCGGAAACUACCGAGCAGCAGCGCCCUUGCACCAAGCCCAAGACACGUUGACAAGAGGGCCCAAUACGCAUCGUCGAACAGGAAGCACUCUGAAGACGGUCAUGCGAAAGAUCUUCACCCGGAAAAGGCGGAGUGAUACUGAUGAUUUCGAGGAUGCCCCCUCUGAUUCUCCCACCCCACAGUCGCAAACGCCCCGGUCAAACAAGGAUCUAACCGAGAUUUCAUUCUUAGAACUCCAGAGUCCAAAGUCACAGACGCCAAAGUCGAGCAGUCCUCUUCAACGGGAAUAUGGUGGCUCGCGCAUGAUCGAAGCUAGCUCUCACAGUUUUGCGCCGGCACUUUCUGGUCGCCGGCGAGCUACACUACCGAGCUUGAUCUUGUCCGAAGACGGUCGAAACACGAUGGAGACAGUUUUCAAUACAGAUAGCGCAAGAUACAGCCGCGACAGGAGCUCUCAUGCGAAUAGCGACCAGACGGACCUGCUGCGCCGCGAGAACCUUCGAGUAAAGAGGCGAUCACGAAGUGCUGAUGCGCUUCGCGGGAUGGCACGCGAUCAUCAAAUGUCCCCUAUUCAGUGGAGACGACGUAGCACUGAAACAACCUACGUCAAUUCUUCAACUUUUGAUACGUCUUCAGACAGCGAAAUGUCCUACCGACCUCCUACACGAACAACCGUUGCCAGUGCACCUGAACCUCCCAGCGAGAGCCCAGUUGAAGGGACUCAGAAGCAGGAGGAACUAGAGAACGUGACGCCGAACAUUGGAAAUCUCGUAAACUGCAUGCAGCAUAGCGAAGACAUCUCUCUCGAGCAGCGACUCACAACACUAGAGGUCAAGUUAAUCGACCUUGAGUUUGCCAUUGCUCGAAUGCAGAAUGUCCGUGCUGAACCUUCGCCGGCCGAGUCACCCAAAGAAAACAAAGCCUCUUCCCCAACUAAGAGUAGACGACAUGUCCGCAACAAGUCAUCGGCUCAUCUCCAGUCACCCGGCACCGGGGAGCUGAAGAGCGACGAAUUCACGCCGGACAGUCGGCCAGUCAGCACCGCUACAAUACGACCUAGCAAUCUGCAACGAUUGCGAACUUUGCAAACAUCAUCUUCGACCUCCUUAAGCGACUUCAACGGGAUCUCGGUCGAGCAAUACAGUGCACUUGUCAUGCUCCUGAGAAGGGAGCAGACCGCACGAAGAAACCUCGAGACGCAGGUUGCCAGUCUCAAGGAGGACAUUCAGCAACUGCAACAGCUCGCUAGCAACUCGAUAUCCGUGGGUACGAUGUACCCAAUCCGCAGCCGAGAGUCUCAGGAGCUUGAACGUAUGAGGAAAACAUUGGUUCGCUGCCCAGCCGACUCCCUGACUUGCUCGGACAAAAUCGGCUCGCCGUCCGACAGUGAAUCCGAAGUGGAGAGUCCUAGGGGCUCCUCCAGGGAUGACGUGUUCGGACGACCGAAGUGGCAGUAUAACCGACGCAUUGAGGUUGCGCGUAUGAUAUAA